Messenger RNA from Telopea speciosissima, 1570 nucleotides. RefSeq names its product glucan endo-1,3-beta-glucosidase-like. Gene Ontology annotation, biological process: carbohydrate metabolic process. Gene Ontology annotation, molecular function: hydrolase activity, hydrolyzing O-glycosyl compounds. The record is from RefSeq and is a predicted model, not a curated record. Lineage: Eukaryota; Viridiplantae; Streptophyta; Magnoliopsida; Proteales; Proteaceae. The transcript has 3 exons. The coding region runs from base 128 to 1570 and encodes 480 amino acids. Gene Ontology annotation, cellular component: plasma membrane.
GCCAUUCUUUUAUCCUCUCCAUUCAUUCGUUUUCUAUUAUUUCCACAUUACCCAUUACAAAUACACCUCAAUGCUCCCCCUGUUUCAAAGUCACCGAUAUCCCCCCUCCCCCCAUCGAUCCUAAAACAUGGCAAGGACCGGUGGGCCUCUCCCCCUCAUCUUCCUCUUCGUCUCAGCCCUUCUCGUCCAUGACUCUGCCGCCGGAAUCGGUGUAAACUACGGUACCCUGGGAAACAACCUUCCACCUCCCGCCCAAGUCGCCGCUUUCCUCAAACAACGCACCAUUAUCGACAGGGUCAAGCUCUUUGACGCUAAUCCCGAUUACCUCAGAGCCUUCGCUAACACUGGCAUUGCCGUCACCGUCACCAUCCCCAAUGGCGAUAUCCCUUCCCUCACUGACCUCCCCACAGCUCGCGCCUGGGUCACUAACCACAUUUCCCCUUUCCACCCCCAAACCCUCAUCAAUCGUAUCGCCGUUGGCAACGAGAUCUUGCAUUCCCUCGAUAAUAACCUCAUUAGCAAGCUCGUGCCGGCCCUGAAAACCCUCCAUUCAGCCCUUACACUCGCGGGGAUCAACAACAUUCAGGUCUCCACGCCUCAUUCUCUAGGUAUCCUUAACCCCUUCGACGCACCGAGCACCGGCAGCUUCCGAACUGGGUGGGACAGGGGCGUCUUGGCUCCGAUGCUUCAAUUCCUUAGAGAGACCAAAUCUCCCUUUAUGGUCAACCCAUACCCAUAUUUUGGCUACAACGCACAGAACUUAAACUUCGCGCUCUUCAAGCGGAACAAUGGGCUCUACGACAAGUUCACACGGAUCACCUACAGAAACAUGUUCGAUGCGCAGCUCGACGCCGUCUUCUCGGCGAUGAAGAAGUUGGGUUACGGUGAUGUCAACAUUGUUGCGGCGGAGACUGGGUGGCCAUCAGCGGCAGAACCCGGCCAGUUGGGCGUCAGCGUUCAAAGCGCCAUGUCUUACAAUGGCGGUGUCGUUAGACACGUCACUUCCGGUCGAGGCACCCCAUUGAUGCCUGGAAGGAAGAUCGAGGCUUACAUCUUCGCGUUGUUCAAUGAGAAUCUCAAACCGGGUCCAAUCGCCGAGCGAAACUUCGGUCUCUUCCAACCGGAUUUCACUCCAGUUUACGACGCAGGGGUUAUGAUUGGUUCGCAGCAGAAACGUCGAGGUGGUCAUCACCUUCCUCGCGUUGGUACUGGUCCCAUUCCUCUUCCGCGUGGCCGUGGACGUGGACGUGGACGUGGACGUGGAGCUAGGAACCCAAGAGUACCAGUGGCGCCAGUGGGAGGAAAGAAAUGGUGCGUGCCGAAGGCUGACGCAAGCGAUGCAGCGCUGCAGGCGAACUUAAACUGGGUGUGCAGCUUGGGAUUGGAUUGCAAGCCCAUCCAAAGUGGAGGGAGCUGUUUCAAUCCCAACACAGUUAGGGCCCAUGCUGCUUAUGCCAUGAACGCUUACUACCAGGCCAACGGUCGUCACGACUUCAACUGCGACUUCUCCCACAGCGCUGUCAUCUCUACCUCCGAUCCCAGUUUUGGUAGUUGUCGAUAUGUCGCUUGA